Mesocricetus auratus (golden hamster) is the source of this 1094-nucleotide messenger RNA. It is a transcript of the gene Ifi30, whose product is annotated as IFI30 lysosomal thiol reductase. The transcript has 8 exons. The coding region runs from base 50 to 886 and encodes 278 amino acids. The record is from RefSeq and is a predicted model, not a curated record. Gene Ontology annotation, cellular component: lysosome. Gene Ontology annotation, molecular function: oxidoreductase activity, acting on a sulfur group of donors, disulfide as acceptor. Lineage: Eukaryota; Metazoa; Chordata; Mammalia; Rodentia; Cricetidae.
AGUCCCAACCUCGGUUACCUCGGCCCUUCUGGUGGCUCUACCGCCGGCCAUGUGUGACUCGUGGCCCAUUUUACAGAAUCUGGUGGGAAGAGGCAGAGCCCAGGCCCAGCCAGCAGUCCUGCCAACCCCUUCCUCCACGGCCAUGCCCCGGUCUCCGUUCCUGCCAUUGCUGCCCCUUCUGCUGCUGCUUUUACCUGAGGCCCCCAAAGCAGCCAGAGUGUCUCCGCUGCAAGCGUCCUCCCAGGUUGCGGCCGCCUGCAAGGCCCACGACCUGUGCCUGCUCGGGCCGCGCCCGUUGCCCCCUGCUCCGCCGGUCAAUGUCAGCCUCUAUUAUGAAUCCCUUUGCGGAGGCUGUCGAUACUUCUUGGUCCGAGAUCUGUUCCCAACCUGGUUGAUGGCUAUGGAAAUUAUGAACAUCACGCUGGUGCCCUACGGGAACGCGCAGGAAAGAAAUGUCAGCGGCACGUGGGAGUUCACGUGUCAGCACGGGGAGCUGGAGUGCAGGCUGAACAAGGUUGAGGCCUGCCUGCUGGACAAACUGGGAAAGGAGGCAGCGUUGCUGACCAUCGUCUGUGUGGAAGAGAUGGAGGACAUGGAGAAGAAAUUAGAGCCGUGCCUGCAGGUGUAUGCUCCGGAGGUGUCCGCAGACAGCAUCAUGGAGUGUGCCACGGGGGAGCGCGGCACGCAGCUCAUGCACGCCAACGCCCAGCUCACCGAGGCCCUGCAGCCGCCCCAUGAGUAUGUGCCCUGGGUCCUAGUCAAUGAGAAACCUCUGAAGGACCCCAGCCAGCUCCUGAGCUCGGUCUGUCAGUUAUACCAGGGAUUGGAGAAACCAGACAUCUGCUCCUCCGUGGCAGACCCCCCCAGGGAGGUUUGCUACAAGUGAAGGUCAUUGUCACAAGAAAAACAAGAGCCAGGUGCUCAGCCUUUUCAAAUCCGGAGCCCUCAAGAGAUACCGUCCAUCAACAAGCAAACUUGUACACAUGGCACAAAUCCCACAAAACAGACUCAGAACUCUUCCACAUGUUCAAGAGCCUUGCCUUGCUCUCAAACGGUGCUAAAUUUAAAUUGAUUGAAUAAAUAGAUUGCUGUGA